UAUCUGUUUAUGCUAGUAAUUUGUUAACUGUUCAUUCGUACAAAACAAAUUAAAAAUUAUUUGUCCUUUAUUAGUUCAAUUGCUUAAAAAUUAUUGCUAAGACCAACAGAAUUGGCUUCGGAAGUCUUUGAAUAAAUAAAGAGAUAUACUAUUCAAUUCUAACAAAUUACUAAAUAAUUAUAAGUAUUCUAAGGGACAUUUCACAACAUUUAUGAAAUUGUCCAACUUUAAACCGAGCAAAAGAAAUGGGAAGAGUUCCGAUUUUAGAGAUUUUUUCGAAUAGACAUUCACUAGAAACCAGAAGAAAUAGAGUCUCUGCUGAAAUCCAUGUUAACUUGUGAAGUAUUCAAAUCCAAGUCAUCGUGACCACAGAACAUCGUUGUCUGAAACAACUUCCGGGAUCGAAACGGUUGCAAACGAACUAUUUGUAUCAACGAUCUUAAUUUCAAAAAAUGUCCUACAGAAACAAAGUGAUAUUGUUUUCUUAUUUUUCUAGUCAACCGACCUUGCAGAGCAGUAUAUUAUUGAGUUUAAAGGAUUCAUGCAACUUUAUAUUCUUCAAGGUGGUUGACUAUAAUAAUUAUAUAAAUCGUACAUUUGUAAGUAUGUCUAUGCACUAGAUUGGAUUAUUUCUUAUACCAUAUCUUUUGCGCCAAAUAGGUUACUGUGUUUUAUUCAAUUUGGUAUGUAAUUCAUUUUCUUUUAAUUUUUUAAUAUAUAUUUAGUAUAUAUCAUAUUUUAUCAGUUUAUCAUACCAUAUACGAAAAUGUUACCUUGUUUUCAACUUCCAUUUUUCGCCAACUGAAACGAAUAUAAAAUUGUGAAAGCCAAAGUAUUUAGUCGUGUUGUUUUUCUAUUAAUUCACCUUUAAAAGAAGCCGGAAUUUUGCAUGGUAUCGGAUAUCUAGAUUUUUUAAUAAAAAUUAAAAGUCAACUCAUUCACUUAACAUAACGUUUUUCAUAAAUGAAAUUGAAAUUUCGCUUUAAAACUGCAAGAUUUUUUACACUUUUUCACCCUUGUUUGGUUUUUUCUAGUUUCUUUAUAUUCUGUUGUGUUUUUCCAAGAUUUUGGUAGGUCACUGGACUUAACACUUUCAUUCAAUUGGUUUUUCUUAAAUUGAACUUUUACAAACUUAUAUCAAUGUGUUCGUAUGAAAAUUCUCAUUUUAUAUAUCUUUACAUGAAUUUUCGUCAAAACAUUUAUUAAAUUUUUCUUUAGGUAUUCUCUGAAACAUUAUCUUUAAAUUAAAUAAUUAUCUUUCAUUUGGUAUUGGCCAUAUUUAUCAAUUUUUAAAAAUUUAAAUAUUUAAAAAUUCUGGAUUAUCUAUUGAUUUUUAUUACAUUGUUUUCUCUUUAAUCUUUCAUUGAUAUGAUAUAAUCAAAUUUAUGAAAUGUACUAAUACACCCAACAGCCUUAUUCCCCAUGUAAAGCUUGCGUAAAGAAAUUAUACUUCAAAACUCAUGUAUUUCUAGGUAUUUUGUAUUGAAUCGGAUCGGAUUUUCACAAAUAAUUCGAUUUUAAUGGAUAUUCUUCAAUUAUUCAUAUCAAAGAACUUUCAUAACAAUAAAAAAAUACAUAUACCAGUUAGCCAUUAUUGUUUUCACAAACUGAAAUUUACUUUGAUUUAUAUUAAUUAAUGAUUAACGUGUACGAAUCUUCUAGCAAAUAUCGAAAAUCUGCCAUCCUUCAUUAUCCCGAAUAUACUUAUAUCGUUAAAUUUAAUAUGCAUAUUAUCUGUUUACCCAUUUUAUUUUAGGUACAAAUAUUCAAAGCUGAAUAUGUCUUUAUGGUACUUAUCGUUAUCAUUACCUCUUCUCCCAGUUUAUCUAACAUUUCUAGCAUGUUUGCUAGUUUACAAAAGUAUUAUAAUUGCAAUAUUGAAAUUGAAGCAUGGUAAAAAUUUGACUAUUAUCACAAGCAACGAUUCUUUUUUCGGAUUGGGCAAAUUUCGAGAAAACUUAUCUAACGUUCUGUUUACUAUGAAUACUGAAAUGAGCGAAGAAGCUUUGAGAGAGAGAAUGGUUCAAGCCAUAAAUAUGAAAAUGAUAAAAUACGAGCAGCACUUUAAAAAAAUCCAUAGUUCUCUAUAUAACUUUAUGGGCUACACUUUCUUGAUAAAAGAAGACGACGUACGAGCUACCGACUUUGUAACUAUUUUGGACGUUGAAAAAGAUCGUUAUGAAUCGAUCAAUCAUUUGGCUUAUGAAUAUUCUAUGAAACCGUUACCUAAACAAAAUAAACGACUUUUUGAAAUCAUCAUAAUAAAAUCUAGUAAAGAAUGGAAGACGAGAAACAAUUUUAAAGUCGAAAAAAUACCGGUAUUAAUGAGAAUGCACCAUCUUUUAGCAGACGGUUUAUCUACUUUAAAUUUAAGCGUACAGCUCUUUGGAGAUAAUAAAGUAGUCAUAAAUGAAGUUGUGGAUAAAUUCAACACGAAUCGUAAACGUCCUCAAUAUUGGUUAGAAAUACUCCAGAAUAUUUAUUUUUUCCUCCUUCUUCCUGGUUAUAUAAUUUACCAUGAAAUUCACACUUACGGAAAUUAUAGAGGAUUUAUGAAUAAUUUGGGCUCUGGUAAACAGCAUUUUAUUUAUAAAGUUGGAGAUGAUAAUAUGAUGAUAAGGAAAAUAAAAAAUUUGAAAAAUAAAAUCGGGAACUGCAGUUUCACUCAAAUAUUAAUUACAGCCAUUUCGGCUAGUAUAUACGAAUAUAGUAAAAAUGUGAGUUAUUUGAGUAUUUUGAAAAUGAGGUUCCGAUGUUUGUAGUUUCUUUUUUCAAAUAUUUUAUGAUGACAAUAUUUAUUGGGAUUGUAAUGCAACUACAUUUUAAUUAUUCAUAACUCCAAAAAUUCGCUCUAAAACCUAGAAAAUCGUCACUCUGCUUAGUUGUUAAUUUGUUUGGCUGUUACCACACUUUAUUCAACUAACUUGAUAUUAACCACUCAAUUUUG
This is a messenger RNA of Diorhabda carinulata, 2947 nucleotides long. RefSeq lists its product as uncharacterized. The transcript is spliced from 2 exons. The record is from RefSeq and is a predicted model, not a curated record. The coding region runs from base 1779 to 2762 and encodes 327 amino acids. Lineage: Eukaryota; Metazoa; Arthropoda; Insecta; Coleoptera; Chrysomelidae.